Messenger RNA from Funneliformis mosseae, 1335 nucleotides. Lineage: Eukaryota; Fungi; Glomeromycota; Glomeromycetes; Glomerales; Glomeraceae. The record is from the annotation of a GenBank genome assembly.
AUGAAUACCAAGCAACCGAAUCAACCUUUUGAUAUUAUUGUUAUUGGCGGUGGUGUUGCAGGAUCAUGCGCUGCAAUAAGACUAGCCCAAUUGUUCAAUUCUGCCGUCGCUAGUUGGCGUAAAAUUCUUGUUAUCGACGAGAGAACUAUGAAUGUAGAAAUGUUUAAAGUUGGAGAGUCUUUACCUGGAGAAGCAAAGCCUACGCUUCAGUCGUUGGGUGUACUUGAUGACGUAAAUAACGAUGCAAUGGAAGGGAAACAUCAUUUUUGUCACGGAAACUCUUCUGCAUGGGGGUCUGAUGAUUUGAUCGGUACCGAUACAAUAUUUAAUGCGUAUGGUGAUGGAUUUCAUUUGGACAGGCGUUUAUUUGAAGAAACGCUACUUAAAAUAGCCAUGUUACAACAUAGUCAAUUCAUUACAAUUAUGCGUGGCUCCAAGGUGAUUGAUUUAUAUAUCUCCAAAGAUAUUGAUCAAAGAGAUAAAUGUUGGAAGGUUACAGUUACAAAUGUUGAAUCAUCUCAUACAAAUCAAAUCUACGGGAAUAUCCUCAUCGAUGCAAGUGGUCGUCGUUGCUGUAUUAGAAAAAGUUUGCCAGAAUUAAAGCGCUGCUCCUUCGACAAGCUGUUAGCUUUUGUAUGUCUAUACGAAACUGAUUAUGAUAAUAAUUCAAGCAAGAUUCAUUCGACGAAUUUGGACCAUCGUACCCUCGUGGAAUCCUGCGCUUUCGGAUGGUGGUAUACUAGUUUAUUGCCUAGCAAGCAACGUAUUGUGGUUUUUCAUACAGACGACGAUCUACUCCACCAAAUUAAUAGAAAGAUCAGACUAGUUGAUGAAUUUGAUGAAUUCAUGAAGGAAACCGCUGCGCACACUGCAAAGUACAUAAGCGAACAUUUGUAUCGUCCCAUUGGAAAAAGAGUUAUUUGCAUGCCUGCAAAUUCGGCAAGGCUUUCUCAAUUUGGUAGAGUACCUAAAUUUUAUCAUGCAUCAAAUAGAAUUAAUAUUCAACAUAAACUUGAUUUCAAAUCAGCCUCCUAUGAAAAUCGGUGGAUAGUGAUUGGAGACAGCGCCAUUUCUUUUGAUCCGCUUUCUUCCCAAGGAAUGUUAACCGCUAUGUCUAGUGCCAAACUUGGAGCGGAGGCAAUAUUUUUCCAAUACUUUAACGGAGGGACGAAAAAUGAAGGAAAAAUUAUUCAACCCUUGGAGGUCUAUCUGAAAUACAUUGAGAACACGUUUCAAAGAUACGUGAGAGAGAAAAGAUUUUUUUAUAAUAAAGAGCAGAGGUGGAAUAAUGAAAUGUUUUGGAAACGACGACUUGAGGACCAUACCGAGAUGUGA